AUGGAAUCGACGCGACCCAUCAAAGAGAGCGAUACAUGCGUUGGCAAUACUCUCGUUGAGAAGCCAUCCAUAGACGACAAGCCAUGCGAAUCAGACAUACCUACAACGAAUCCUCAUGGCGCGUCCCCUUCGCCUACCGAGGAUGACGACGACAAGAGCGACGCAGCAUCCAUUGGCGGCCAAAGGAACACUAUGACAUCGACGCAACUUCGAAUCGCAAUCCCCGCACUAUCAGUCUGUCUCUUCGUUUCGUUCAUCGACCAAACCAGCGUCUCAACAGCAACACCCGCGAUCGCUGUGGAUUUGAACACCGGAACUGCAACAUCAUGGAUCGGUACAUCGUUCCUGAUCGCAUCGACGGCGUUCCAACUGAUAAAUGGUCGUUUGUCGGACAUUUUUGGUCGCAAGAAUCUGUUGUUGAUCAGCCUCAUGUUGAUGGCUCUGGGAGACCUUGGAUGUGGCUUCGCGCGGACUUCAGUGCAGCUCUUCGUUCUGCGUGCCAUUGCUGGUAUUGGAGGUGGCGGCAUCAACAGUCUUGUCAUGAUCAUCGUUAGCGAUAUUACGACGUUACAGAACCGUGGCAAAUACCAAGGAUGGCUAGGUGCAGUCAUCGCCCUGGGGAAUGGUGCAGGACCUUUUCUUGGAGGCGCUAUCGUUGAAGGCGCGACUUGGAGGUGGGUGUUUUGGAUAAUACCCAUCAUGACUGUACCCACCUCUAUGGUCAUCCUGUUCUUCCUACCGCUCAAGCAUCGGUCUGGUGACUACCUCGCAAAGGUCAAGAAGAUUGACUAUGGCGGCAUGGUGCUGAACAUUGCAUCCACCUUGCUCGUGCUCAUCCCCCUGUCAGGAGGUGGUGUGACAUAUGCAUGGGGAUCUCCCUUCUUCAUCGCCUGCACUGUCACCGGCGCCGUGCUAGGUGUACUAUUUGUACUCCACCAAUGGAAACUCGUCGCUCUCCCGAUCAUGCCGCUUCGAUUAUACCGCGCGCCGCACUGCUGGGCACUUUAUCUACAGACGUUCCUCAUCGGCCUGGCUUACUUCGGCAACUUCUUCUACCUCCCUAUUUACUUUCAAUCGGUCCUCAGGUACUCGCCCCUGGCCUCGGGUGCUUUGAUUCUACCAGUAGUCAUCACGACAUCUUUUGCGUCCAUCGCAUCUGGUCAGUACAUGAACCGAGUCGCCAGCUACAUGCACUGCAUCCUGGCCGGAUUCGCCCUCUGGACUCUUGGAAGUGGCCUCACCCUACUAUUCGACCGGGACACGGGUCUUGCUGUGUUAAUUGUUGUACUCAUCAUAGAGGGUGCCGGUAUUGGUCUGACGCUCCAGCCGACGCUUGUAGGCAUGUACGCGAACAGUCGCAAUGAAGACCGCGCUGUGACAACUGGCUUACGCAACUUCAUCCGCACUAUCGGUGGCGCUUUUGGUCUCGUCAUCUCGGGAGUUAUCCUUUCGAAUACGCUCAGCAGAGAUUUGUCCAAGCGGCCCUUUGUUUCGGAUACCCUAAUGGCCCAGUUGACUUCCUCAACGUACGACCUCAAUAAGUUUGGCCUCUCUCUGGACGAGAAAGAAGAGGUUUUUGAUACCUACAUGCUUGGUCUGCAUUACAUCUUCAUCUUUUUCACAGUAUGCUCAGGUCUUGGUCUGGUUCUGACGUUCUGGGUUGGAAACACCAGUUUGAAAGCGCCGAAAAAGCCGGACGAAGAAGAAGGACAGCCGAUAGAGUCGCAGGACGAGCCCCAGCAGCAAGUCAUCCAAGGUCGAGAAGUCGCGUCGGAAGGGGAGGUCUUUGAUGAGAAGAGGCCAAUGACAGGGGAGGCUGACGUAGAACGCAACGUUCACACAAGAUGA
Messenger RNA from Alternaria infectoria, 1848 nucleotides. RefSeq lists its product as uncharacterized. The coding region runs from base 1 to 1848 and encodes 615 amino acids. NCBI's taxonomy places the organism in Eukaryota, Fungi, Ascomycota, Dothideomycetes, Pleosporales, Pleosporaceae. Gene Ontology annotation, biological process: transmembrane transport. Gene Ontology annotation, molecular function: transmembrane transporter activity. The record is from RefSeq and is a predicted model, not a curated record. The transcript is spliced from 2 exons.